Messenger RNA from Loa loa (African eye worm), 336 nucleotides. RefSeq lists its product as hypothetical. Bases 1 to 336 code for a protein of 111 amino acids. Lineage: Eukaryota; Metazoa; Nematoda; Chromadorea; Rhabditida; Onchocercidae. The record is from RefSeq and is a predicted model, not a curated record. The transcript has 4 exons.
AUGAAACUCAUUUCCGAUAAGUUUACUGCUGGACAAAUCACAGAAGACCGAGAAACUGUUGAAGCGGACACAAGACCAGUAGUAUUACUGAGCAUUGUAUUCAUAUUAGCUGCACUAUCACCUGUACUGUUAAUUGAUGAGGUACUAGCCGUGGAAAGACCAAAUACGUUUGCCGACUCCAGUUUUGGUUUUGCCACUUGUUCACCAGAAGAACGAUUUUGUGAACUUUUCCAGGUGAAACCAUCACAACAAACCAAAAAUCAAAAAUUAGCCUUAUCGUACCGUUCCAAUGCCAUAAAUACGCCUUUCUCCAUCCUUUCAAUAAUGGACAUAUAA